This is a messenger RNA of Cladocopium goreaui, 1784 nucleotides long. The record is from the annotation of a GenBank genome assembly. Lineage: Eukaryota; Dinophyceae; Suessiales; Symbiodiniaceae.
AUGGGCUGGGGCGGCUGUGGUAAGGAUUGGGGCGCCGCAGGCGGUCAGGACUGGGGCUGCGGUGGACAGGACUGGGGCGCUGGGGCAGCGGCUGGUGGCUUCGGCGCAGCCUGCGGUGGGUGUGGCAAGGGCUAUGGUGGUGGCUAUGGCGGUGAUGGUGGCUGUGGCAAGGGCAUGGGCAAGGCCAUGGGUGGCAUGGGAAUGGGCAUGGGCAAGGGCAUGGGCAUGGGCAAAGGAGCAGGAUGCGGCAGCAACUGGGGCGGCUGUGGCGUUUGGCAGCCCAUGUUCAAUCCCAUGAUGAUGAUGAAGGGCUUCGGCAAGACGGGCCUGCGCAACUUCCAGAACGAUCGCAAGGUCUUCGUGGGAGGCAUGCCGCCAAACAACACCAGCAAAGAGAUCAACAUGAAAUUGAAGGAGCACAUGUCCACCGCAGGCGUCACAUGCCUCUACGCAGAGAUUGGCAGGAGUGGCACAGGAGGAGCUGCGUACAAGUCCAACAGUGAAGCCAUGACCGCCUGCGCCGCCUUGAACGGCUCCCAGUUCGAGGGCGACUGGGGCUGCGGUGGACAGGACUGGGGCGCUGGGGCAGCGGCUGGUGGCUUCGGCGCAGCCUGCGGAGGGUGUGGCAAGGGCUAUGGUGGUGGCUAUAGCGGUGAUGGUGGCUGUGGCAAGGGCAUGGGAAAGGCCAUGGGUGGCAUGGGAAUGGGCAUGGGCAAGGGCAUGGGUAUGGGCAAAGGAGCAGGAUGCGGCAGCAACUGGGGCGGCUGUGGCGUUUGGCAGCCCAUGUUCAAUCCCAUGAUGAUGAUGAAGGGCUUCGGCAAGACGGGCCUGCGCAACUUCCAGAACGAUCGCAAGGUCUUCGUCGGAGGCAUGCCGCCAAACAACACCAGCAAGGAGAUCAACAUGAAAUUGAAGGAGCACAUGUCCACCGCCGGCGUCACAUGCCUCUACGCAGAGAUUGGCAGGAGUGGCACCGGAGGAGCUGCCUACAAGUCCAACAGUGAAGCCAUGACCGCCUGCGCCGCCUUGAACGGCUCCCAGUUCGAGGGCGUCACGUUGCAGGUGGAGAUGCACAAAGCCAUGAGCAGAGUUGAGAAACCCAAUCCAUUCAAUCCAGGUUCUAUGAACGGAAGCAUCAGCCCGGAGUGGCUGGUAGCCAGGCAACGCCACAACGCCUGCUCGGAAACGCUGGGUGCCAAGUUGUCCAUUGCCGAAGCAGACAAGUCUGCGUUGGAAAAGGAGAAGGACCAGUUGGAGGCUGAGCUGGCCAAGUUGAACGCCCAAAUUGCGGCGCGGCAGGUGGAAGUGGAGGCCAUCCAAACCCAAGCGGAUGCGGCCAAAGCCUCCGGUGUCCUGGAUCCCAUGGGUUUUCAGACCGGCGUCAAAGCUUUGGAAGCGGCGGAUGUGGAGGCCCUGGGUGAGAAGUGGAAGGAACAGGGGCACAAGGCCGUGGAAGAUGCGCAGGCUCGCGCAGCCGCAGUGACACAGAAAACCACUGAGGAGCUGGACCGUUUGUUGUCGCGCUUCAUGGAGUUAGUGCAGCAAGUGCAGGAUUCGGAGGCGUUCCAAUCAGCGUCCAGCCAGCUGCAAAGCGCCACAGAGCAGGGCAUGGCUACGGCAUCCUCCGCCCUAGCGCAGGCCUCCUCACAAGCCAACGCGGCGCUGCAGCAGGGCAUGACAACGGCCUCACAGGCAGCAGCACAGGCCAGGGAUGCCAUGGAACAGCGCGGCUGAGUUCGCAGUUCGUGAAGCGAAGAAAUGCGGCGUGUUGCGGUGCGUUGUGC